Messenger RNA from Loa loa (African eye worm), 1287 nucleotides. RefSeq lists its product as hypothetical. The record is from RefSeq and is a predicted model, not a curated record. The transcript has a single exon. Lineage: Eukaryota; Metazoa; Nematoda; Chromadorea; Rhabditida; Onchocercidae. Bases 1 to 1260 code for a protein of 419 amino acids.
AUGUUCGAUAACUCUAGGAACAAACCAAACUAUCCUACUUCGACAUCUCUUUAUGAUAAAAAUGUUGUUAUAGAAGGGUGGGGUACUUCACCGCCUCAUAAAGUUGUCGGCACGGUAAUUCUCACUCCAAAUGCGGUGCGUGAAGCUAAGGAAAAAGUUAUCUCCACCAUCAAAGAAUGUGAUAUAGUAUAUAGUAGUAGCGAUAAUGGGAAAGAUGAGCUUUACAUGCAUGGAAUAGAUGAACAGCCUGAAGAAUCUGACAGUACCUCCAGUUCCAAACGUGACGAAAUCAACGAAAUGAAUAGCAAUUCUGAAGAGAUGAUUUCGAAUCGUAAAACGCAUGCGGGAAACAGCAUAACUAACCAUAACUCUUCAGCAUGUUAUUUUUUCAACAGUUAUACGAAUUCAACAAUUACAAUUACAUUAGAAUCCACAAUCUCUACAUCCAGUACUGUGAAUGAUACUUUAAAGAAAAUUUCGAACAAAUUAGACCACGAAAAAUUUGCGUCAGAUUUGCGAAUUAUCGAUAUAAUGGGAAUUUUCAACAUUUUAGCUACGUUCAUAGAGCCUACUUUAUCUUCCGAUGUGACUAGCACAACCCACUAUUCUUCACUAUCAGAUAAUUCUACAUUCAGAAAUGCAAAUGAUGAAUUUUCCAAUGUGGAUACGCAAUCUGAUACACAUGUUACGGGGAAGACAUUGGAUAGAAGUUUUUCACAAUUACAUCGGAGUGAGGGCCAAUUGGAAAUAAGCCGUAUGAAAGGAAGGGGAGAGCAUACAGACGACGAACAUUCUGGCGAGAAUAUAAACAUUAAUAAUUAUGGAGUUGUCAAGGGUGAGCGAGAUUAUAAGAAUUUUGAAAAAAACUCAAAAUUAAAUCCACAAAUGAUACCCAGGUCUGACAUCGCCAAAAGCGGUAUCAAUGAGGAAAACAAAAUGAUAAGUAAUUGUGGCAUUGAUCAUAUUGGUACUUCGAAGAAAGAUUCGGGACAGCUGAAGUCGUCAAAUUGCGAAACAGUGGAUGAAACGAAGAUUUGGGAGCCACGAGAUGUAGCGUAUGAAAAAUACGACGACAAAGAUGAAAAACAUGGCAAAUCUGUUGUUCUGGUACAUUUUGAGAGAACUCUUUGGGAGAAGUUGGUUGCAGGUUUAAAAUGUUCCCAAAGGGAUUGCAGAGAGGCACUAAGACCUACGGAAAAUAUUCGCAAAUACUUGAUUGAGCCAUCAAUAAGUCGAGCUAGGAAACACAGCAGUGGAUAAUCAUAGCCUUUAUCUACUUGGUAUCCU